Molecule: messenger RNA, 6415 nt
Organism: Carassius auratus (goldfish)
Lineage: Eukaryota; Metazoa; Chordata; Actinopteri; Cypriniformes; Cyprinidae
Exons: 2
Coding region: 1597-4221 (874 amino acids)
Molecular function (GO): nucleic acid binding; zinc ion binding
Source: RefSeq, a predicted model, not a curated record
ACUAUAAAAUAUUAAAUGUUAUCUUUGGUAAAUGGAUGGUUUUAGAAGUUAAAAUAAAAUUGUUACAAGACAAAGCUGCCUAUAAUUAGAGAACAAUGUAAGAAAGAAAUGUCCUAGUGACAAUUGGUUCUUAAUUUGCUUAAUUGAAAUAGUGUUUGAAGUAAACAUUUAAGUGGUAUUACUCUAUUUAAGAGUUUCACUGUUAUUGACUGUUAUUUUAUUAUGUUUUGUAUUGUUGUUUAAAGUGUUACAUUUUUAAGAGCGAAAAUGUCAGUUCAGGGUGAUUUAGCAGAGCAAAAUGAAUCUCCAUUACAAGAGCAAACAGUCUUUAUUGGUGAUAUACCAGGGAAUCAAGUUAAUAAAUGUGUGUUGUAAGAAAUCGACAUGAAUCAUGUACCACAUGUACUGAAAAAUCUGAGGCAAGACUUAAAGAGCUUAAUUCUACUUUAUUAAAGACCAAUGAAAUUAGGAAAUCUUCCCGUGAUAAACAUUUAACACCAAAGAUGCAGGAGUUAAAAGCACAAGAACUGGUCCAAAGGGAAAGCAAGUUCAUAUCUGCAUAUAAUAGUUGGAAGAUCCAUGUCAGAGAGGUUCGUUUAAAGUUAAAACAUGAGUGUUCUGAAAGUGAAUUGUGUGACAUGAUGGAUGGGGUUGAGAAGAAAGAAUCUGAAUUGAAAGGCCUAUAUGAUAGCAUGCGACUCCAAGCAGUACCAAGUCAAGAAAUUAGAAGAAAAAUAGAUGCAUGUUCAGCUGUGACUGCAGACUUGAUUAAAAUAAUGAAUGUACGUUUAGUGGAGGAUGGCAUGGAGUUCGAUGCUGAAGCUGAGAAGGCAAGAUUGCGUGUGUUGUUGGACUGUGAGUAUGCUAGGUCCAUAUACGGAUCCACAGUUUCUAGAGCCACAGUUUUUAGUAAUCACUCUAAACCCUCUUCAGAGUCUGCAAGCAUUUCCGCUAGAAGAGCAGAGACUGCCGCGUUGUUAGCUGCAAAGAAAGCAGAAAUGGAAAUGGAGGCUGACAUUGAUGCACAAAGGCAGCGAUUGAAGAGACAUUGAGGUUAUGGAAGCAAGGCUUCGAGUGUAUACUGAGGAGGAGUUAAGAGUAAGAAGUCAGCAGUGUGGUUCAGCAUGUAGUGAUGUGAGCAACCCCAGUCCCCUGGUUCCUAAUACAUCAAGUUUGAGUCCGCAAGUCACAAAAGGUGAGGUAUCCGUAGUACAGGCAUUGCAAGAGUCAAUUGCCCUAUCUCGACGUCCCGUUCCAGAACCUUUUGUAUUUUUUGGUGACCCACUUAAGUUUAUAGAGUGGAGCACAACCUUUAAGGCUCUUAUAGAGAGACUGGGUCUGAAUUCAGCAGACAGGCUGUUCUAUUUGCAAAAGUAUAUUGAUGGUGAAGCAAGAUCAGUUUUGAAAGGUAGUUUUUAUAGGAAAGAUGAACAAGCCUAUCAGCAAGCCUGGGAGAAGUUAAAUGCUAGAUAUGGUCACUCCUUUGUGGCGCAACGUGCCUUUAGAGAGAAACUAAAUAGGUGGCCUAAGAUUGGUGCAUCAGAGUAGGUUAAGCUAAGAGAGUUCAGUGACUUCUUGCAAUCAUGUAGUGAUGCUAUGCCGCACAUCAAGGGUCUUCAGGUGUUGAAUGAUUGCGAAGAGAAUCAGAAGAUACUAGUCAAGCUUCCCAACUGGGUGACGAGUAGGUGGAACCGUUAUAUCACAAAACAGCUAGAUCAAGAUAAAGAUUAUCCAAGCUUUAGUGAGUUUGCUUCAUUUGUCUCAAAGGAAGCACGCAUAGCGUGCAAUCCGGUGUCAUCGUUGUAUGCAUUGAAGAUCUCUGAAGAAAAGCCCUUCAAGGAGAUCAAGCGUUUAAGAGUAAAUACGUUGGCAACCACAGUGAACGAUUUAGAUGCAGCAUGUGCUAUGGGUAAUACCAGCAAUAUUAUUGACUGCAAGACUAAAGAGUCUAGUAAUUUGAAGAGCACACUGGUGCAUGGCACAACUUUAGUUAAAUGUAUGUUCUGUGGAGAGAGUCAUUCAGUUCAUGACUGUCAAAAAUUAAUGGAAGAGCCUGUGGAGGAAAGGAGACUGUUUGAUAGGGGGAAUAAGUUGUGCUUUGCAUGCUUAAGAAGGGGACAUGGCUCCAAAGAUUGUAGAAAUCGGUCCAUAUGUGCUGUAUGUAAGAAGCGCCACCCAACUCUUUUGCAUGAAGAUCGUCAGCCAGUAAAUGAGUUACAUUCACAGAUGGUUUUGCAGGCUGAAGAGAGUACAUCCUCUCUAUCAUGCUGUGUGAAUGGAGGAGAAGGUGGUACAACAUCAAUGAUUGUUCCAGUAUGGCUGUCUUCUGGCUCGGAGUCUGAAAUCCUUGUUUAUGCCUUAUUAGACACUCAAAGUAGUCACACAUUUAUUGAUCAGGAAGUGUGUGAAAGUUUGCGGGCAUCAAUGGAACCAGUAAAACUAAAGCUUUCCACGAUGAUGGGAAAAGACUCCAUUGUAGAAAGUCAGAGAGUCUGUGGACUUCGAGUGAGAGGGUUUUCUUUAGACAGCUCUAUCUACCUGCCUCCCGUAUAUACAAGGGAUUUCAUUCCUUUUGAGCGCACCCAUAUUCCCACCUGUGAGACUGCUAAAAGGUGGAGACAUCUAGAAGUCAUUGCUGAUGAAAUGCCUGCACUAAUGGAUUGUGGAGUAGGUCUUUUGAUCGGCUAUGAUUGCUCCAGAGCAUUGGCACCUCGACAGGUCAUCAAUGGAGGUGAUGAAGAGCCUUAUGCCAUUAAGACCGACCUGGGCUGGAGCAUCAUAGGAGGUACUCCAAAUGGUGUGAACUCCAAAGAUGUGACUGGUAUAUGUCACCGCAUAUCAGUCAGGGAGCUUCCCCUUGUGACACCUGCUGCUGUUAGAGCCCUGGAGCUGGAUAGUCUGUUAGGAGAAAAGGGCAUAUCUCAGGACGAUGUUCAGUUUUUGCAGGUUCUAAAGGAAGGCAUUUAUCAUAAUGAAUGUGGCCAUCUUGAGAUGCCCCUUCCCUUUAAAACUAGUCCCCAACUUCCAAAUAAUAAGAAGCUUGCAUUAGUACGACUGAAGCAUCUUAAAAGGAAAUUGGACAAGGAUCCUCAAUUCAAAUGUGAUUACAGGAUGUUUAUGGAAGGUGUCUUAAGAGAUGGGGAUGCAGAAAUAGCUGAUGAGAAACUAGAUAUGGGAAAUUUGUGUUAUAUUCUACACCAAGGUGUUUAUCACCCAAAGAAACCAAAUAAGAUCAGGGUAGUCUUCGAUUGUACGGACACGUUUAAAGGUACCGUUUUGAAUGACUAUCUAUUGACUGGGCCCGAUCUUACCAAUGGGUUGACUGGAGUGCUUUGUUGCUUCCGCAAACAUCAAAUUGUUGUCAUGUGUGACAUUGAGAAAAUGUUUAAUAGACUUCAUGUCAUUAGGGAAGAUCAGGAUUACCUGCGUUUUCUGUGGUGGUUAAAUGGUGAUCUAAACACAGAGCCCAGAGAAUAUCGAAUGAAAGUACAUCUCUUUGGAGCAUCAUCCUCCCCAGGUUGCGCCAAUUAUGGCCUGAAGUAUCUCGCCAGCAUUGAGAGGGAGUAUCCUUUAGCUGCUAGUUUCAUCAUAAAUAAUUUCUAUAUAGAUGAUAGUCUCAUAAGUCUGGAAUCCGUUGAGCUGGCAAUUAGGCUGGUGGAAGAAGCUCAGGCUCGGUGUGCUAAAGGAAAACUACACCUUCACAAAUUUGUUUCCAACAAUAGAAAAGUGCUUGCGUCCAUCAGUGAGAGUGACCGUGCUGUUGAGGUGGAAAAUGUGGAUUUCCAUAAUGAUUAUCUUCCAGUUAAGAAUGUUCUGGGAGUAAGGUGGGACGUGGAGAAUGACGCCUUUACCUUUAAUUCUGUGCUUGAUGAGAAACCUGCCACACAACGUGGUAUUCUUUCCAUUGUGGCUUCCAUUUAUGAUACAUUGGGGUUCUUGGCUCCAUUCAUCAUAUCCGGUAAGAAGGUGCUGCAAGAGAUGUGUCAUAAGGGCAUCAGUUGGGAUGAACCACUACACCUUGAAUUGAGAUCAAGGUGGGAGAGCUGGUUGAAGGAUUUGUCUAAUCUAGAAAAGGUACAGAUACCAAUAGGUUUAACAUCUUCAAACUUCAGGAAGAUCUUGAGAACUGAGUUGCAACACCUUUUUGAUGCAAGUAGCAAAGGUUAUGGUCAGUGCUCCUAUUUCAGGCUGGUGAGUGUACCAAGGUACAUUGUGCCUUAGUCACGGGGAAAGCGAGAGUGGUCCCCACACAAGUUGUCUCCAUACCAAGAUUAGAGUUAACAGCAGCAGUGAUUUAACUAAAAGUUAAAUUGCCUUAUCACUUUAUUCAAAUUCAGGUGUAUUGAUAUCAGGUAGGCAUUGGUAUUUUUGUCACAUGUUGAUUUGUACUGCAUUUAAUAUUAAAACAAUGUGAUAUGGUGAACAAUUUGUUCAUUUUAACUGAAGAAUGUGUAAUAAUGAAUUGUGGGGAUAGAAUCAUGUUAGUUGUUUUCAUGUAUUGUGUUGAUGCCUGGAAAUUUCCAUUGAUUAUUCAAAUUGUUGCAUUUUUUUUUUUUUUGAAUAGAUCAAGGGUAAUUUGGUGGGAGUGUAGCUGACACUGAUAGGUCAUUUAUGGGUUGUGUAUGAGGUAUUUGUAAUAUCAGGGUUUUGCAUUUUUAAGACUUUACAAUUUAAAUAUAAUAUUGUGUAUGUGUGUCAAUUGCAUGAAUUCUGAUGUGCUUAUUUUGUGGUACUGCUAAGUUUUAUUAAAUUGAAGGUCAUGUGACCUUCCUGAUUAGAUUUAACCUGGAAGUGCUGCAAAUUGAAUGAUGAGAUUUGAACUUAGAUACACCUGUUAGAGCUCUUCACCAUUCUACUGCUGGUAACCAGGCCAACACGUUUUCACGGUGUUCCAUAUCUAUAAAUAAAACAAAUGGACAUCAGUAUUUUGGAAACAUGGACUGUUUAAUGACCAGCGAGUAGUUACAGUGUAGACGACCGCAUGGAAGAAUUUAGUACGCAGUUGCAACAGCACAGCUCCAUGCUAGCUUCUAUUGCUAAAUCGGUGCAGUUCAACGCAGAAGAGCUAAAAGAGUGUAAAACGAAAAUAAAACACCUGGAAAAGAAAGUGGAGACACUGACUAAAGAAAAUGAAGACAUGAGGGGUCGGGUAUUGAACAAUGACAGAUACAAAAGACGGUGGUGCCUGCGCAUCAAAGGGAAAAAAGAAACGGCCAAUGAAAACAUAAGAGCGGAGGUGGUGGAGCUUCUUCGUAGGAUUGCACCGGACCUGGCGGUAAAGAUGGAUGAAGCGGUCGACGUUGUCCACAGAGUGGGAAGAUUGAUUGACAACCGGCAACGACAAAUAAUCAUUUUAUUUGUGAGACGAGCAGUGAGAGAUGACAUAUGGAGGCGAACAAAAACUUCUCCAAUCUGCAAAGAAGAGGGGAUUUGCUUUACUGAAGAUCUGACUCAAGAGGAUUGGCGUUCCAGACAGGCUCUCUGGCCCAAAAUCGACCAGGCUAGAAAGGAAGGAAAGGCUGCAGGCUUCAGGGGCCCGUUUGGAUUCAUCGAAGGCAAGCGUAUUAUGGAGGACACUUAAGUUAGGGGCUGAGACUAAAGCUUAAAUGAAUACGUAGUGGACAGAUCAGGUGAUGGGACUUCUACCUCAACGUUUUUACUCCACCUCCCUACAUUUUUUUUUUCCUUCACAAAAAGUUCAUUUGUUCAUGUGUUCUGUAUUUCAGUUAAAUACUGACUUUUCUUUUAUUUUCUUUAAUACAAGGGGACUUAAAGACUCCGUUAAGCGAAAAGCUAUCUUUUUGUUUUGCAAAGGGCAACAAGCACAUUGCACCUUUCUUCAAGAGACUCACUCUGAUAUAUCUGAUGUUAAGUUUUGGUCACAACAAUGGGGAGAUAAAAUUCUCUUCAGUCAUGGGACAAAUCGGUCGGCUGGAGUUGCCAUAUGUUUCAACAGAUGCCCUGUUAAGAUUCUGGGUGAAAAAGCAGACAAGGAGGGACAUUGGGUAACCUGUGUUUUGGAAAUUGAUACUAAUCUCGUUAUUCUAAUUAACAUAUAUGGUUAUAACAACGAUAAGAAAAAUAAAAAUUUGUUACAUCAGAUAUCAGAAGUAAUCAUAGAACUAAAAGCCAAAUUCCCCACAGAUCAUAUUAUUGUUGGAGGGGAUUUCAAUUUAGCUCCUGAUGAGUGGAUGGAUAGAUGGCCUUCCAAGUUAUUGAGAGAACAUAGAAACACAAUUUUGGAAGCUUUUGCUAAUAAUAACCAAUUGAUAGACAUCUGGAGAAGUUUACAUAGUGGGGUGAAACAGUUUACCUGGCAUAAACCUAAUGGUCAAAACAAAUCACGAAUUGAUUAUUGGUUGAUAUCAAACUCAGUAUCAGAUAAUGUCACAGAAACAGAAAUUGCUAACUGUCC